Messenger RNA from Cylindrotheca closterium, 1011 nucleotides. The record is from the annotation of a GenBank genome assembly. NCBI's taxonomy places the organism in Eukaryota, Bacillariophyta, Bacillariophyceae, Bacillariales, Bacillariaceae.
AUGGAGAAACCGUCUGAGGGGAAGAGUUCGCUUUCUGAAGGUAAAUUGAUCGCAUUUGACAAACUCAAUGUCAAAAUGGAUCCGGAAGAUGAAAUGUACUUGUUUGAAGUAGACGUUCUUCUUCCUCCUCCAUCUGAAGCUGAAUUCAAUUGUACAUUCAAAUGUUCUUUCUCCUGUUGCCGAGAUGGUGACCAUGGACAUGGUGCAAUUGAAAAUGAUGAGAUGCUUGAAUCGUUUUUGAAUCAUCCUCCAUUGGAAGUUAUGCCAAAUCCAAUCACCAUGGCAAACAUCCAACAACAUCAGCUCCAAGAUGUUGCACUCAUUCAAAAAUCACAAAAUGCAGCAACUUGGGCUCAAAGAUUCUAUGCUCCUGCGUUGAAAAGCAAAGUCGAAUCUCUCAAUUGUGAAGUUUGUCAAGUGAACAAAAAUGUGAACAUCCACUACGGACAUGUGCCCGAAAGACACGCAGAUUUGGUCCCGUGGUUUUCAGUGGCUUUGGAUUUGAUUGGGCCUUGGAAGAUCAAGGUCAACGGUAUAGAAAUUGAAUUCAAUGCGCUCACGUGUAUUGAUCCCGUCACAAAUCUCACUGAACUUGCACAUAUCGAGAACAAACCAUCAGCACACGUUACGAAUGUGUUUGAAAAUCUCUGGCUUUCUCGAUACCUGAAACCGUUCAAGUGUAUUCAUGAUCAAGGAGGAGGAUUCAUUGGUCAUGAUUUUCAGUUGAAACUACAAAAGUGGGGAAUUCACGAUGCAUCCGCAACAAGCAAGAAUCCAACUGCUAAUGCUAUCUGUGAACGAAUGCAUCAGACUGUUGGCAACAUCCUACAAACAAGAUUCAACAACAACAACAUGGCUCCCAAUGUUCAGACAGCUACUCGAGCAGUUGACGAUGCCCUUGCUGCCUGCAAUCAUGCCAGGAGAUGUUAUGUUUCUCAAUCUUUGAAGAACAACACCCCAGAAAUCAUCAAGCUGAAUAUACGGCGUCUUGUGCCGUUUCGUCGAGUCUAA